UAGCACUAACUUUAGAUGCUAUGCCUUCUCUUGUUCCUUUCAGGCUCCAGUAGCACCAAAAUUUGUACUCCUGGCUUGAAGAAGUAUGCGCUUCCCCCAGAUUAUAGUGGCACUCAAAUUCCUGAAAAACCCAAACUAAAGUUCGUAGAGAGAGCCCCAAACGUACCCAAAGUCAGGCGUGAGUUCAAGAAUUUACGUGAUAUCCGUGGCCCAUCUACAGAAGCCACAGAAUUCACUGAAGGACAGUAUGGUAUUCUGGCUAUGGGCGGUGGCUACCUCCGCUGGGGUCACUUUGAAAUGAUACGCUUGACUAUCAACCGGCACAUCAAUCCGAGGAAGAUGUUUGCUGUUUGGAGGGUGCCUGCCCCUUACAAGCCCAUCACCCGCAAGGGACUGGGACAGCGGAUGGGUGGGGGUAAAGGUGCAAUCGACCAUUAUGUGACAGCCGUGAAGGCAGGCCGUCUCAUAGUAGAAGUGGGUGGAUAUGUUGAAUUUGGUGAGGUAGAGCGCUUCUUAACCCAAGUGGCCCAAAAGCUGCCUUUCCCAGCCAUAGCAGUCAGCCGAGAGUCCAUGCAGGAGAUGCGGGACAAGGAAGAAGAGAGAAGGCAAAACAACCAGAAUCCGUGGACUUUUGAACGCAUUAUCACAUCCAAUAUGCUAGGGAUGAGGAAGUUUCUGAGCCCCUAUGACUUGCAACUGAAGGGCCGCUAUUGGGGAAAGUUCUUUUUACCGGACAGAGUAUAAAAAGGUAGAAAUGAAUGAGGGGCUCUUUUGCUGUGAUAGCAACAGAUGGGCUGCUCUGCAGUCUUAAUCAAAGAAAACAGAAUGUUCUUUAUGGAUUAAGCAAAAGGCUCCCUUGGAAAACAAAUGGCUGUACAAAUUAGGAAAAUAUGUUGGGUUAUAUUAAUAGGUUUUGGGUAAAUAAAUACUUCCUAGCAUGGGUGCCUGU
Molecule: messenger RNA, 949 nt
Organism: Gekko japonicus
Lineage: Eukaryota; Metazoa; Chordata; Lepidosauria; Squamata; Gekkonidae
Gene: MRPL16
Product: mitochondrial ribosomal protein L16
Exons: 3
Coding region: 16-744 (242 amino acids)
Biological process (GO): mitochondrial translation
Cellular component (GO): ribosome; mitochondrial large ribosomal subunit
Molecular function (GO): rRNA binding; structural constituent of ribosome
Source: RefSeq, a predicted model, not a curated record